CUUUGCUCCCCCGGCCGGCAUGUCCGCGCUGUGUGAUGCCCCGGGGGUGGCGGGGCCUCCCGGGUCCGCCCCCAGCCCCAAACCGGCAGUCGCCCCUCCAUCGCUCAGUUCCCAAGAGCUGGCACAGGAGAUCAAGGCCUUCCUUAGCGGGGUCGAUCCUGUGCACGGCAACAAGCUCACCAUCAAAGAACAUGCCCGCUGUGCCAUUUUGUUGCUGCGUAGCCUGCCCCCGGCCCGCAGUGCCGUCCUGGACCACCUCCGGGGCGUCUUUGACGAGUACGUGUGCACCUACUUGCUGGAGUUGGAGAGCAGCGAUGGCGGGAUGGGGUCCAUCCGCUCCCAGGGGCCCAAUCUGGACGACGUGGUGCAGGAGAUCCAAGCCGUGCUGUCCGAGUUCGUCCGCAUGAACCCCAAGGCAUGGGCGGGUUUGGUCUCGGCCUGGUCGAUCGAUCUGAUGGGGCAGCUGAGCAGCAAGUACGCCGGCCGGCAUGGCGUGCCCCACGCCAGCAGCCUGAAUGAGCUGCUGCAGCUGUGGAUGUCCUGCAAGGCCACGCGGACGCUGAUGGAGAUCUACACCCAGUGCCUCUCUUCGAUGAUUAGCACCUGCCCGGACGCCUGCGUGGACGCCCUGCUGGACACCUCCGUCCAGCACUCCCCUCACUUCGACUGGGUGGUGGCCCACAUCGGCUCGUCCUUCCCCAACACCAUCAUCAACCGGGUGCUCUCCUGCGGGCUGAAGGACUUCUGCAUGCACGGGACGGCCUCGGCCGACCUCCUCCUUUUCCCCAGCGCCACGGCCGCCGACAAGCGGGUGCCCAAGAUCGCCUCGGUGGUGGGCAUCCUGGGCCACUUGGCCUCCCGCCACUCGGCCAGCAUCAAGCAGGAGCUGCUGCGGAUGUUCCACAGCAGCCUGGGCCCCGCCCGGGACCAGCAGCAGAAAGCCACCGUGCCCUUCCUGCUGCAGCUGGCCGUCAUGUCUCCCACUCUGCUGGGCGCCAUCUCGGCCGAGCUGGUGGACUCCCUCAAGCCGGCCGUGCUCAACCAGCUGCACCGGCACUUCGCCGCGCUGCCCCGGGAGGACCUGGAGAACAUGGUCAGCAUCGUGGUGCACCUCAUCUGCCAGACGUCUGGCGGCGCUUACCGCACCCUGCAGUUCCUCGUCAGCACGGCCAUGCCGGCGUCCGUCAUCACUCCCCCGGGCCUUGCCGUCCAUGACAGCGUGCGGGAGGCGUGCGACCGCGUCAUCCAACUCCUGCUGCUCAACCUCCAGAAGCUGGUGUACAACCGGGGCUCGGCCGGCCUGGCGGAGGCCCCGCCCCGGGCAGUGCCUUUCCUGGACGAGCUGAAGGGCCACGUGCGGGAGCUGUGCGUGGAGGCCUUGCGGUUGGAGAGGAAGCGCUUCCUCUGGCAGCACCAGCUGCUCGUCCUCCUCUCCAUCUACUGCGCCCCCAGCUGCGCUAGCGAGGCCCUCUUCCACUUGCUGACCCUGGCCAAGAGCCAGGAGGAGCUCAGUUUGGCCACCCAGCUCCACGCCGUGCUCAGCUCCUGCAUGAGCGACCUGCUGCCUUCCACCGUCAAGAAAUGCGUGUGCCAGGUCCACGCCGGCGGUCUCUCCGAGCAGCACACGGCCCAGCUCUUCCGAAACCUGGCCUUGGUCAUGCAGUGGGAGGGCGAGGGGCCCGCCUCCAUGGGCCACCAGCUGGGCCAGGCCGUCUCAGGGCACGUCGGCGACUUCGGCCAGCUCCUUCUGCACCACAACCCCGAGGUUGCGCAGGCGGCCUCCUUGCUCCUCUCCGUCUGCCCCACGCCCAGGGCCAUCCAGCCGGCUCAACUCCUCUCCCUCGUCCGUUCCGCCGUGCACCACUUCUUCUCGGUGCUGCGUGGUCAGUGCCCCGCAGGCGUCAGCUAUGGGGGCCGCCUCCUCUGCCGCCUGAGUGGGGCCUCGCCCACGGCCGGCAAGGCCACCCUUCAGUGCCUGGUGGAGGGAGCCCUGCACCCGGGCAGCAGCGAGAUCUUUGGCGGAGCGGCCCAGAGGCCACCCGCGGCUGGGAACGAGGCUGCCCUGGAAGGCGCCAAGCUCUCCCUGCUGGACACCAACCGCCGCUUCAUGGCCGCCGUGAACUUCUCCGGCAGCGUGUGGUCGGUGUUCCACGCCGGGGUGAUUGGCAGGGGUUUGAAGCCGCCCCACUCCCCGCACCAGCGCGAGCUGGAGGAGAUCUCCCACAACGUCCAGACCUUCCUGGGCUUGCUGUUGCAGUGCUGUGGGGCAGGGCGUGGCGGCCCAGAGGCCACCCAGCGCGUUGCUGUCAGCCCCGAGGCGGCGAAGACGGUGGCCGUGGUCCUCGUGGAGACCGUCUGCCCGGACGUCACCAACAGCGAGCUGGCCUGGCCUCCCGAGGAGCACACCCGCAAUACAGUGGAACGGGACAUCCAGGUCGGGCGGGCCUUCCGGGACAACCCCCUGCUCUUCCAGCUGCUGAACCUGGUGGCGGCGGGGCGGCCGGCCCUGUGCUACUGCUCGGUGCUGCUCCGGGGCCUCAUGGCGACCCUCAUGGCCCACUGGGAGGCCUCGCGGGAGAACGACACCACCAGCUCCCCCUGGCAUUUGCAGGCCUCCUGCGCCCUGGUGGCCUGCAUGGGGGAAGGGCACCUCCUCCCACCCGUGCUCAGCAACAUGCACGAGAUCUUUGACCAGCUGGCCCCCUUUGAGGUCCACCUCCUGCUCCUCAGCGUCUGGGACUACAUGCGUGACAACAGCCCGCUGCCCCAAAAGUUCACCUUCGACGCUGGCACGGGCCUCUUCUUCCGGGACUUUUCCAGAGACACCGACGUCGGCAAAUACCUCUGCGUUUUACACAGCGUCCUGCAUAAGAACAUUGACCGGCUGGGUCUGCUUUCUGGGCGGUUCCACACCUAGCCGCUUCUUUACCGAUCGGCCCUUUGGGAGGGGGGGGUUUGGCUUGCCGUGAUGAUGCUAUUUGGGGCCAGAAUGUCCUGCCUUUUAAAAACUCUAAUUCUGACUGUAAUUGGCUGAAAAGCCGUUGCACAGUCUGUCCAGAGGUGCAGGAGGAGGAGGAGGAGUCAUGGGGGAGGGAGGUUGGAGAUGGUUCCGAUGUCCUUCUCCCUGUCCUUGUAUACCCUCAGCCUGGCUGAAAAAUGACCCUUGCUGGUGCCUGCAGAUUAGUUUACGAAAGGCUCUAUGAAGCCAAUGUUGAAACAAUGGGUAGAAAUACGUUUUCGUUUCUUAAAGAAAAACUCAACCUGUUGCAAGUGAGGUAGCUGCCAGGAAGAGCUUACAUUAAAGAGUGCUGAGCGCUUCUGUUGAAGCCGGACCUAACAGUUGCUAAAUAAAGCCUCCUCUGCAGUGCUGUGCAUCAUGAGAUGCGGGAAGCAAGGUCACCUGAUGUAGCUGCGUCUGGGUAGUGUGGUGCAUGGAUGGCUUUCCCCACUUUCUCUUCCAGUUCAGUUAGGCCACAAUCUGCUGGUUCGUUUCUCCAACUCAGACACAGCCAGUUUCUGGACUUGUGAUAGAAUCUGGAUCACAGCAAUGCUGUUGAGAAUCCAAACAGAGCCUGCAAAGGCUGUGCAGAAAUGCAUUCUUUAAUGUACAAAAAAAGGGGAAGGGAAGAGAAUUUGGUGAACAAAUUACCUUGAGUUAAAAAACAAAAAUACCUAGUAAGGGAAGGCAAGGUAAUAAUCACUUAUUGGCAUGAUCAUUUGAUGUGAAAGUGUACAAGCCUUUAUAGUUAUGCAGAGCCGAUGCAGUUUUGUCCGGAAGAGUUCUGUGUAACUUGGAACGUUGGCACACUUCUGGGUUACAUAGAGCUCUUCAGUAGUCCCAAAGUACGUCAACUGUCUGGGUUAACUGGAUUCACUUCAACCAGAGUUCAUAUUGCCUUGUUUCCUUAAAGGUGCAAUCUUAUGCAUAUUUAGACAGCUGGCUGAAAAAUUGUAGGAUUUGUUUUCUGUCUAAACAUACAUAGGGUUGUGCUCCAAGAUUAAUAUUUUUGGAAGCCAGCCAACAAUCCUUGUCUGUACCAACUUGCUUCCUUGAAGUAAGGCUUUGUUAUCCAGUUCUGCCUCUGAGCAAGGCAGGGUGGUCAUCUGUGGAUGAUUCUUGGAGUGGGUCAGAACCAGGCACCAUCUCCCACUAGUGUUUUUCCCUUGGCAUUACAGAUAUGCUGUCAGCUUAUCCUCCAGAAAGUUUCUCCACCUGCACCGGCUACUGUGAGUGAGCUGAAUUUAUUGCUGCCUGGGUUUAUCCCUGUGCAGUCAAGUAUUCAUCCAUAGACCAGCCCGAAGAGCUAUUCCCCUCUAUUUGUGCGAGUGCUGGAUUUCUUCUAGGCCUUUUUGGGCCCAGAUAGCCUGAAGGAGCUGUUCCUUUUCUUUCGGGUACAAUUCAAAUGCUAGAAAGAAGGUACGUUUAUUUCAUGCAGUGAGGCAGGCACCAAAGAUUGAGUUUAGAACAGAACUGGAGGGUUGCUGGUUUUCUCUUCCUUUUUACAUGAGAAGAGCUCACUUGGUUUUUUUUUUUUU
Elgaria multicarinata webbii is the source of this 4536-nucleotide messenger RNA. It is a transcript of the gene INTS5, whose product is annotated as integrator complex subunit 5. The transcript is spliced from 2 exons. Bases 20 to 2917 code for a protein of 965 amino acids. Gene Ontology annotation, cellular component: integrator complex. Lineage: Eukaryota; Metazoa; Chordata; Lepidosauria; Squamata; Anguidae. The record is from RefSeq and is a predicted model, not a curated record. Gene Ontology annotation, biological process: snRNA 3'-end processing.